Messenger RNA from Penicilliopsis zonata CBS 506.65, 3681 nucleotides. RefSeq lists its product as hypothetical. Gene Ontology annotation, biological process: mRNA splicing, via spliceosome. The record is from RefSeq and is a predicted model, not a curated record. Gene Ontology annotation, molecular function: RNA helicase activity; nucleic acid binding; ATP binding. Gene Ontology annotation, cellular component: nucleus. Lineage: Eukaryota; Fungi; Ascomycota; Eurotiomycetes; Eurotiales; Aspergillaceae. The transcript is spliced from 4 exons. Bases 1 to 3681 code for a protein of 1226 amino acids.
AUGGCUCGCCACGGGGAUACUCGCUCACCAUCACCUGUAGGCAGCACGUACUCUUCGUCCAAACGGAGUCGCAGAGAUGAAGAUCGAUAUGAGAGAAGCAGACGAGAUGAUGGACGGAACCAUCGCAGAUCGCGCAGCCCCGACAGGCGAUAUCGUGACCGUGACCGUGACCGUGACCGCGACCAUGACUCCUAUCGAAGACGUGACCGAUCGUUAGACAGACGCAACGAAGACAGCUACCGGCCUAGCCGACGAGAACGGUCCCGAGACCGUCGCCGAUCGCGCGACCGCGAUGACGACCGAGACUACCGUCGUCGAAGCCGUGAUAGGGAUCACCGGAACAGGCGAGAUGACUCCCGCGAUCGGGCUCGAAGGCGGACAGAUGAUUCUGCUGACUUGAAGCACAAGUCCAGACGGGAUGACAGCCGAGAUCGUGCGUCGACCAGGGACGCAGGCCCCAAGUCUAGAGAAGCCUCUAAACCAUCAACACCCGCAUCGUCGACCGCUCCGACAGAUGACGAGAAGAGAGCCGAAAGGUUAGCAAAGCUGGAGGCCUGGAAAGCGAAACAGGCGGCCGAGAAGGAACGGAAACAACGAGAGCUUGCAGCAGCCGGAGGCACACGAAGCAUCUUGGAAGAAAUUGACCGGAAAUCCGGCAUCUCUCCUGCAAUCAGCUCUCCCCAGUCCCCCGCCACUCCUGUUAGCGACGCCACCCCUGCUCCGUAUGCUGGUAAAUUCGAUCCCAAGACGAUUGUGAAGAAUUCAAAUCUAGCUACGUCGGCCACACCCUCCGUGCUGGGGACGGAUGUCACCGUCCCUCAGCCCGUCAAACCGGCCACCUUAUCUACGAACACCACACAGACCCGGGCCAACAAACCUGUAACUUCUGCAGGUGUCUCUUCUGGUAAGCCAUUCCUUAUUUUUUAUUCUCUUGAAAAUACCGCUUACUGUGUUAUAGCUCCUCUGAAAUCACGUGGGAAUUUGAGCGGUUUUGGUCUCGGAACCAAACAGACUGUGGAUGCCGAGAAAUCGACUACGUCUCGUACACUGGGAUUCGGCGAAGAGGAGUCCACACGGAAGAAAUUAGAGAGACUGCCCACCCCUCCGCUCGAAGACUCAAAGGAUAUAACCAAUGCCACUGAUGCAAAUGCCGGCGGCGGCGGCGACGACGACGACGACAAUGAUGAUGAUGACGACGAUGUCGACAUGCAAGACGGCGGUAAUGAAGAAGAAGAUGCGGCAGCCGCGCGAGCAGCUGCCGAGAGACGGGAGGAGCGUCUUCAGAAUCAGAAUCUUCAGUCUCAAGAUGAUAUCGCGAUGACUGAUGCACCAAAGGACCAAGUCGACCCCAACGCAAUGGAGGUCGAACCCGCGCCGGAAGAAGAAGAAGAGGAAGAAGAGGAAGAAAUUGAUCCUCUGGAUGCGUUCAUGUCGGAACUCACGGAGCCUGCGGCUGGCAGGAAGCUCAAAGGCGCUUCGUUCGCGCGGACUAAACAGCAGGAACCGCAAGCCAUGUUUGGUGACGAGGACGACAUUAACGUUACCGCGGUUGGAGACGGGGAUGCAGAAGACUUCUUGGCAAUUGCUAAUAAGACUCGCAAGAAGAAAGACAUCCCUUCCGUGCAUCAUGAAACGGUCGAAUACGAGCCGUUCCGCAAAGGGUUCUACACAGAGCCUCUAGAACUGGCUCAAAUGUCCGAAGAAGAGACUUUGAGUCUACGGCUGGAGCUGGACGGGAUCAAAGUUCGGGGUAUCGACGUUCCGAAACCUGUCCAAAAGUGGUCUCACUGCGGAAUGGGCGUUCAAACACUCGAUGUAAUCCGAAAACUGAACUACGAAAGCCCGACUUCGAUCCAGGCGCAGGCGCUCCCAGCGAUCAUGUCCGGGCGGGAUGUGAUUGGUGUUGCGAAGACCGGGUCUGGCAAGACAAUCGCGUUCCUCAUCCCCAUGUUUCGCCACAUCAAAGACCAAAGGCCGUUGGACCAUAUGGAAGGGCCCAUCAGUUUGAUCAUGGCGCCUACUCGAGAAUUGGCCACCCAGAUCCACAAAGACUGCAAGCCGUUUUUGAAAGCGUUGAACCUCCGUGCUGUCUGUGCGUACGGCGGGGCCCCGAUCAAGGAUCAGAUCGCCGAGCUCAAACGCGGUGCUGAGAUCGUGGUCUGCACACCGGGUCGUAUGAUCGAUCUUCUGGCGGCAAACCAAGGCCGAGUGACCAAUCUCCGACGGGUGACUUACGUGGUUCUUGACGAAGCCGAUCGAAUGUUCGACAUGGGUUUUGAGCCGCAGGUCAUGAAGAUCCUGGCCAACAUCCGGCCCGAUCGCCAGACGGUCUUGUUCUCUGCCACCUUCCCGCGCAACAUGGAAGCCCUUGCUCGCAAGACUUUGACCAAGCCGGUCGAGAUUGUGGUCGGUGGCAAGAGUAUGGUCGCGCCGGAGAUCACGCAGAUCGUGGAGGUUCGCAAUGAAGACACAAAGUUCGUCCGUCUUCUUGAGCUGCUGGGCAAUCUGUACUCGGACGAUGCGAACGAGGAUGCCCGAGCCUUGGUGUUUGUAGACCGGCAGGAAUCGGCCGACACUCUCUUGCAAGAAUUGAUGCGCAAGGGUUACCCAUGCAUGUCGAUCCACGGAGGCAAAGACCAGAUCGAUCGGGACUCGACCAUUGAGGAAUUCAAGGCCGGCAUUUUCCCCGUGCUGAUUGCGACGUCUGUGGCGGCGCGCGGUCUCGACGUGAAGCAGUUGAAGCUCGUCGUCAACUACGACGCACCCAACCAUCUAGAAGAUUACGUCCAUCGUGCGGGGCGAACGGGACGGGCGGGCAACACCGGCACGGCGGUGACGUUCUUGACGGACGAGCAGGAGCGGUACUCGGUCGACAUUGCCAAGGCCCUCAAACAGAGCGGGCAAUCCGUGCCAGACCCGGUUCAGAAGCUUGUGGACUCCUUCCUGGAGAAGGUCAAGGCAGGGAAGGAGAAAGCCAGCGGGUCCGGAUUCGGCGGCAAAGGGUUGGAACGACUGGACCAGGAGCGCGAUGCGGCGCGCAUGCGCGAACGACGCACCUACAAGACGGGCGAGGAGGGCGAGGAAGAGGAGGAGAAGGAGGACAAGGCCGACAAGACGGAAGAGCGCUUCGCCAAGGCGGUAUCCUCCAUGCAAAGCGCCGGCACCGCCAGCAUCACGCUCCCUGGUGUCCCCAAGGGCAUCGAUCUGGAUGGCAAGAUCACCGUGCAUCGGACCGAGAAAGAGAACCCGCUGGGCAAGAACCCUCUGGACAAGGUCGGCUCUGCUGUGGCGGAUAUCCAUGCGCGCCUGAGUCGUGCGGGCGUCAUGCGGUCCGGCGUUCCUAUCGACAACCGCGGUCCAGACGCGGGAGCAUUCCAUGCUACCCUGGAGAUCAACGACUUUCCUCAAAAAGCCAGAUGGGCGGUCACGAACCGGACCAACGUCGCCAAGAUCCUGGAAGCAACGGGCACGUCGAUCACCACCAAAGGCAGUUACUAUGCGAAUGGCAAGGAGCCCGGCCCCGGGGAGAAUCCAAAGCUAUAUAUUCUUGUGGAGGGGGAGACGGAGCUGGCGGUGACAGACGCGAUGCGUGAGUUGAUGCGCCUACUCAAGGAGGGAACCAUUGCUGCCGUGGACAGCGAUGCGCGGGCGCCGGUGGGAGGGCGAUACAAUGUUGUCUAA